AUGGCAACCCUUACUCCUGCCCACGCCCACACCUCCAGUCAACAGCCCCACCAUCCGCACACCCUCUCAACCUUGGACUUUCAAGGGGCGAGUAGCGCGGCAGCAGCAAAUGCUAUGCGCACAGAACUAAACCUAUUGAUUUCCCGGGUCAAGGAUGAGGGCGAAAGACAGCAAUUCGCGACUGAAAUGGGCAACUUCUUCCUGCUCUUCAACCGCUGGCUGGGCGAGCGAAGCAAGGGCACAAAGAUCAACUGGGACAAGGUUAAUUCGCCUCCCGAGGACCAGGUCGUGCCCUACGACAGCAUCCCCAAGGUUGAGUCCAGCCCAUACCUCAACAAGCUUGCCGUCCUGAAGCUGAACGGAGGUCUUGGAACCACCAUGGGCUGCGUCGGUCCCAAGAGCGCUAUCGAAGUCCGCGAUGGCAUGACCUUUUUGGACCUCAGUGUCCGUCAAAUCGAGUAUCUGAACAAGGCCAAGAAUGUCAACGUGCCCUUUAUCCUCAUGAACUCGUUCAACACGGAUGAGGAGACCAAGCGUAUCGUGCAAAAAUACACUACCCACAACAUCGACAUUUUGACCUUCAACCAGUCCAGAUACCCUCGCGUCAACAAGGACUCUUUGUUGCCCACUCCCCGCCGCCCUGACAGCGACAUUGCGGACUGGUACCCCCCUGGCCACGGAGACUUGUUCGACUCCCUCAACAACUCGGGACUUUUGGAUAAACUGAUUGAAGAAGGCAAAGAGUACGUCUUUGUCUCGAACGUCGAUAACUUGGGUGCCACGGUCGACGAGGGCAUUUUGAACCACAUGGUCGAGUCUGGCGCAGAAUUCCUGAUGGAGGUCACCGAUAAGACUAGGGCCGAUAUCAAGGGUGGUACGCUCAUCGACUACGAGGGCCAGAUCCGUCUGCUCGAAAUUGCCCAGGUGCCAUCGGAGCACGUCGAGGACUUCAAGAGUAUCAAGAAGUUCAAGAUCUUUAACACCAACAACCUGUGGGUCAACCUGAAGGCGAUCAAGCGCGUGGUCGAGGACAAAGAGCUGAGUCUCGAAGUCAUUGUCAACAACAAGACAACGGACUCGGGAGAGAAGGUUAUCCAGCUCGAGACGGCCGUCGGUGCCGGUAUCAAGCACUUCCACAACGCCCAUGGUGUCAACGUACCCCGUAGCCGUUUCUUGCCCGUUAAGUCGACCUCGGAUCUGUUCUUAGUGACAUCAGACCUGUACUCGCUCAACCAUGGUGAGCUCUCGAUCAACCCCAAGCGCAUGUUCAAUACGGUGCCCUUGGUCAAGUUGGGAGAUCACUUUAAGAAGGUCAACAACUUUUUGGCACGCUUCAACAACCCGCCGCAUAUUCUCGAGCUGGAUCACUUGACUGUUACUGGAGAUGUGUCCUUCGGAUCGGAUGUUGUUCUCAAGGGUACAGUGAUCAUUGUCGCGAAUGCUGGAUCCCAUAUCGACAUUCCUUCGGGCAGUAUCCUUGAGAACAAGGUUGUCUCUGGAAACCUUCAUAUUCUGGACCACUAA
Molecule: messenger RNA, 1524 nt
Organism: Gamsiella multidivaricata
Lineage: Eukaryota; Fungi; Mortierellomycota; Mortierellomycetes; Mortierellales; Mortierellaceae
Product: UTP--glucose-1-phosphate uridylyltransferase family
Exons: 4
Coding region: 1-1524 (507 amino acids)
Biological process (GO): UDP-alpha-D-glucose metabolic process; glycogen metabolic process
Cellular component (GO): cytoplasm
Molecular function (GO): UTP:glucose-1-phosphate uridylyltransferase activity
Source: RefSeq, a predicted model, not a curated record